Messenger RNA from Xenopus tropicalis (tropical clawed frog), 1608 nucleotides. RefSeq names its product Rh blood group D antigen (gene rhd). Gene Ontology annotation, molecular function: ammonium channel activity. Lineage: Eukaryota; Metazoa; Chordata; Amphibia; Anura; Pipidae. Gene Ontology annotation, cellular component: plasma membrane; membrane. Gene Ontology annotation, biological process: ammonium transmembrane transport. The record is from RefSeq and is a predicted model, not a curated record.
ACACCCUUCAAAAGUGUUGCUAAUGGGCUUUAAAGUUUGUUAAGGUAUUAACAGAAGUCUGUUGGAAAAGCCCCAUUACUGAAGAAAGCUACUUUAAAAAUGCCACCAAGAUACACUACCAAUUUGCGAGGACGUCUCCCUUGGGCAAUCCUUUUGUUGCAAACCACUUUUAUACUCAUUUUUUUGCAUUGUUUUCAGCAUGACUACACACCAAAUGCCAAGUAUAUCCAGAAAUAUCCAGCAUUUCAAGAUGUUAAUGUUAUCAUCAUACUUGGAUUUGGCUUUCUAUUUGGGUCUCUGAAGAAAUUUGUUUUUAGUGGAGUUGCAUUCAACUUUCUCAUCACGGCUCUUGGAAUUCAGUGGGCAAUCAUUGUGGAUUCUUUUCUUUUUCAAAGCACAAAGCCAUCCAUUAAUUUACACAGUUUGUGCAAAGGUUUGAUGGAUGUGGUGCCAGUUCUAAUCUCUUCUGGGGUUGUUCUCGGAAAGGUGAAUCCAGUGCAGCUGAUAAUGAUGGCAGCCAUUGAAAUACCUGUGUUUUGUGUGAACAGAUACAUUAUGGAAACUCAUUUGAAGAUGGAAACCCAAGUGAGCAUGAUGCAUGUGCAUAUUUUUGGAGCAUAUUUUGGAUUGGCAGUGUCCUGGUUAAUUACCCUACCUACAAUUAGUAACAAAGUCAAUAAAGAGAAAGAAAAAUCUGAUAGAAUGUCAGACAUUUUUUCAAUGCUAGGGACACUGUUCAUGUGGAUGUUCUGGCCAUCUUAUAACUCUUUAUGGCUUGAAAAACAUAAUGAAAUAAAGAAUGCCAUUUACAAUACUUAUUUUUCCCUUGCUACUAGUGCAGUUACUGUAUUUUCAGUAUCAGCGUUGCUCAACCCAACAGGAAAGCUUCAAAUGAGAAUCAUCCAUAAUGCUGUGUUGGCUGGUGGUGUUUCCAUUGGAUUCACAGCAUACAUGCUUCAGUACCCAUGGAUUGCAAUGAUCAUAGGACUUCUUGUUGGACUGAUCUCUACAUUAGGUUUCCAUUACUUUCAGGGACCGUUAAACACAGUUUCAUUAGUACACGAUACCUGCGGGGUUCAUUACACAUUUGGACUGCCUGGAUUAUUCGGGAGUAUAACCUACGUAAUAUUAAUCAUAACAGCAGAUUUCAGAAGCACCGCAAUACAGAGUUAUCAAGCAGUUACUGGAGUUGCGUGCAUUUGCUUAACGUUGGCUCUGAGCCUCGUUACUGGAAUUAUUACAGGUUUCCUGUUAAAAUGUAGGUUAUGGAAAGCACCCAAGGAAUGGCACUUCUUCCAUGAUCAACCUUAUUGGGAGGUAAGAGUAUGCUUUUCCUCAUUUGGCUUCACAUCUAUAAACACAACAAACAAGAAGGUGUACAAGUGCCGAUUCCCAGCUGGAACCCAAAAUAAAAUUAGAAUGCUUUGUUCUUGUAUUGCUGAUACCUCACCUCUCUUGGGUGCAGGGUGUGUUGUUAUAUUUGUGACAUCUAUUGUGUGAUAUUAAGUAUAACUCUAUUGAUGCGACGUGGAACUUGUUUCAUACUUAAUAACCAGAAUGUCAAAAUGUGACUUAUAAUAAUAAAGAGUAUUUCUAUAUUAACAUGAA